Gossypium raimondii (Peruvian cotton) is the source of this 1704-nucleotide messenger RNA. Its product is annotated as wax ester synthase/diacylglycerol acyltransferase 5-like. Lineage: Eukaryota; Viridiplantae; Streptophyta; Magnoliopsida; Malvales; Malvaceae. Gene Ontology annotation, cellular component: plasma membrane. The record is from RefSeq and is a predicted model, not a curated record. Gene Ontology annotation, biological process: triglyceride biosynthetic process. Gene Ontology annotation, molecular function: diacylglycerol O-acyltransferase activity; long-chain-alcohol O-fatty-acyltransferase activity.
GAUCAAAUUUAGUUAUUUUAUAUUUCUCCUUUUUGAGAGUAAAAAAUAUAUAUGGAGUUGGAACGUAAGAACGGGGAAUGGAUAAAAUCAGGAAGCUGUGAUCUUGGUCUUAGAAGAAUAAAGGUAAGAAAAGAAAGCGUUUAUGAGGAAGAGGAGCCCUUGAGUCCCAUGGCUCGUAUGUUUCAGCAGCCUGAAUCCAACGUCUACGUUAUUGCUAUGUUGGGGUUUAAGAACCCCAUUGACCCACACUUUCUCAAGGCAAAUUUGGUCCACACUUUCCUUAAGCAGCCUCGUUUUUCUAGUGUGCAGGUUGCAGAUGAGAAGAAUGGUGGAGAGGUGAAAUGGGUGAAAACAAAGGUAGACUUAGAUAAUCAUGUUAAAAUACCCAUGGUUGAUCAACAUAUGGCCUCCCCAGAUCAGUUUGUUGAAGAUUACAUUGCCAACCUUACCAACACCCAAAUUAGCACCUCCAUUCCCAUGUGGGAUGUCCAUAUUUUGAACCUCAAAACCUGUGAUGCUGAAUCCACACUGGUUAUUCGAGUUCAUCAUUCCCUUGGCGACGGAACAUCUCUCAUGUCAUUCCUCAUCUCUUGCUGUCGCAAAACAUCUGAACCUGACGCCUUGCCGAGUUUUCCGGCCGCCAAGAAAUCGAGACCUCACACCGGAUGGUUUUGGAAAUUUUGGUCUGUGUUGUUAUUAGCGUGGAACACUUUGGUUGAUAUAUGGAUGUGUGUGGCGACAACGUACUUCUUGAAGGACACCCAAACACCCCUCAAAGCACCUUCAAGAGCAGUUGCUUUUACUUCUAGGAGAAUUGUGCGUCGAACUUUCUGUGUUGAUGAUGUCAUAUUGGUGAAGAAUGCAACCAACACGAAGGUGAACGACGUGGUGCUAGCAAUCACACAGGCAGGCUUGUCUCGCUAUCUCAACCGAAAAUAUGGCAAAGGUAUGGGCGAUGGAGAAUCAUGGGAAAACAACCUUCCCAACAGUGUUCGUCUUACAGCGACUCUGUUCAUCAACUUGAGAUCAUCUCCAGGGAUUUAUGCCAUAGCAGAAAUGGUGAAGAAGCAUAGCCAAACCGACUGGGGGAACAAGAUUGGUUAUGUUCUCUACCCAUUUAAAAUUGCAUUGAAAGAUAACCCAUUGGAUUACAUUCGCGAUGCCAAAGCAACAAUGGACAGAAAAAAAGCUACUCUUGAAGCUCAGUUCAGGCUGUUUAUGGCCAAGGUUUUUGUGAGGUUUUACCCUACCAAACUGGCCACAUUUCCAUUGACGACUAUGUGGUUCUCGAAUGUGGCGGGACAGGAGGAAAUUAGCCUUUUUGGCAAUCAAGUCACCUUCAUUGCUCCAUCUUUAUAUGGUCAACCGGUGGCGCUCACAAUUCAUAUAAUUAGCUAUGAGAAGAAGAUAAGUAUGGUGUUAUCGGUGGACGACGACAUUAUUCCUGAUCCCUAUCAGUUGUGCGAUGAUUUUGAAGAAGCUCUUAAACUCAUCAAGAAAGCUGUCGUUGCUGAAGGUCUGAUAAAGAAGUGAUUUAGAAGGGUCGUUUCGAGUUUCAGUACGUAGUGGGCUGUGUGGCCAUAAUAAAGUUGCUUAAAUAUCUCUAGGAUUGGCGUGUAUGCUUUGGUUAGUUUUCAUAUCAUGUCAUCAUGUUUUGUGAACUAUACUUACUAUAAUAAGCAAAUAAAGUUUGGAUUUGGACAA